This is a messenger RNA of Salvia miltiorrhiza (redroot sage), 2279 nucleotides long. RefSeq lists its product as uncharacterized. Gene Ontology annotation, molecular function: protein binding. Gene Ontology annotation, biological process: transcription by RNA polymerase I. The transcript has 9 exons. The record is from RefSeq and is a predicted model, not a curated record. NCBI's taxonomy places the organism in Eukaryota, Viridiplantae, Streptophyta, Magnoliopsida, Lamiales, Lamiaceae. The coding region runs from base 219 to 2189 and encodes 656 amino acids. Gene Ontology annotation, cellular component: RNA polymerase I transcription regulator complex.
UCCAGUGACAGUGAGGCAUAAUUUUGAAGAAUUUACAAACUUUUGUUCGACUCAAAAGUAAUCAAAACAGUCUCCUGUCGAUGAAAAUUUAAUCUUGUUUAAUGUUGUAUCAAAGAUUUGCUCUUUUUUAGUGGCAGUUUAUGGCGAAUUGAAUUAGGAUUGAAUAUUGAGGUUUCUUAACCUAGACUACACAAACCAGGAUUUUCCCGCCGCCGCACAUGGCGGAAGAGCCUGAACUAGAACUAGAAAGCCAGGUCGCCGCAACGCGGACGAAAAUCAACCGGAAAACGCCCAAGAGACUCCGCGAGUUCGAAGGGUGCCGCGCCGCCGAUCCUGCGCCGCCAACAAAGAGAUUCAAAGGAGCACUAUUGGCAGUCCACAAGCCGAGCCACUGCCUGAAGACGGGAGUCGGGAGCUUUCAAUGUGGCGGCGGAAGCCUCCGGUUUCAGCACCGGACGCGGCUGUUCCGGCUCCUCAACCAGCUACUCAGCCGGCACAAUUGGGUGGAGGCGAGCGGCGUGUUGAGCGUCUUGAUCCAAGGCACCAUCAAGGAUCGAUCUCUCUCCGGAAACCGCGCCAAGUAUACGGCUACAUUGGAGCUUCUUAGUGUUAUAAAUGGUGAAAAUCUCAGAUCCAGAAGAAUCCAGAGUGUCUAUGAUCUAUGGAUGAGAAAGAAUGGGUCCUUAAAGUCCUGGUCGACAAAGCAUAAAUUUGCUGUGCAAUUGGAGUUAAUUCUUACUUGUCUGCAACGUGGGAGUAUGAAGGAUGCACAUCAAGCUGCUCUCUGUCUCAAGCAGGAGCGUGGUUUUGAUGGUGACCCUGUUGCAAAUUUGGUUGUUGGCUUGACAUUUUGUCAGCUGUGGUAUUCUGGUCUUCCGAAAGAGUUACAAUUGACAGAGCUUGACUCAUCUGGCUCCUAUUUGCAGUGGGAAAUUCCUACCAAUGACAUUCACAUGCCGUUUGAAUAUUCUAAGGAAGACAAUCCUCAUGAAGCAGGAGGAGCCAACUCAGUCAUACGGUGUGGUUCAAGCACUUCUGUGGCCAUAGAUAAAGAAGUAUCUGAAUACAACAGUAAUCAACAUAAAAAUUUAGACAUUGAGGCCAAAGUGAAAAAGGAAACUUCUUCUUCCAGCCAUGAGCAGCAAGACUUGUGUGAGAAAUCAGCUGAGGCCAAAGUGAAAAAGGAAACUUCUUCCAGCCAUGAGCAGCAAGACUUGUGUGAGAAAUCAGCUGAGGCGAUUGGCAUCAGCGAUUCAUUAUCCAACUAUAGUGGUGACUUGCCUCAAGUCUCUAUUUUCCAAACCCAGGGCCUACCUCCAUGGUUAUUGCCCUUGAAGUUACCAAUUUCUCAUGAAAGUUUGGAGGAUGCAGUGCAUAUGCACAGAAAAUUGCUUAACGAUGACUAUAAUAGUGCAGUAAAACACUUACGUGUUGCUCUUCACUCAACACCACCAGCAAUUGAGGCCCUCCACCUUUUAAUACAGAUGCUGAUUCUUGGAGAUCAAGUUGAUGAGGCCCUUCAUGAACUUGAAACUCUAUUUCAAAGCUCGGAUACAGUACUCCAACUAAGGUUGCAAGCAGGUCUACUGGAGCAUUUUGAUAGUGGAAAUUAUGUGAAGCUAUGUGAAUGCUUUGAGGACAUCUUGAAGAAGGAUCCGACAUGCAGCAUCUCCUUGUCAAGACUUGUGCUCAUGCAUCAGCAUGGAGACUAUGACACACAGAGUUUGGUUGAAAUGAUAGCUUUACACUUAGACGCUUCAUAUGGGACAUGCGACACGUGGCAGGAAUUAGCAUCUUGCUUAUUGAAACUCUCUCAAUGUGAAGGAGACAGAGAGUCGGCCUGCAAUAGUGGCAGCGAUUCUGCCAGUCCGGGCUAUUUGGAUGAUUCCAACCGGAUACCAGAAAUAUUCACCUGUGGUAACUCUGGAAAAAGUUGGAGAUUACGUUCCAGAUGGUGGCUGAAUCGCCACUUCCACGACAGGAUCCUGAUGUCUGAGAUUGCCUCAGGUGAUUUGAAGCUUUUGAGCUACAAAGCAGCUGCAGCUUCACAUAUUUAUGGGCGGCAUUUUAAAUACGUGGUGAAGACAACUGAAACACUCGAGAAACAAAAUGAUAUGGAACUCUAUUCUUUCUUACAGACGCAUCUUCUUAAUUCUGUUGGUUUUUGUACUGUUGAAUCAAGAAGUUGAUAUACAUACAUGUGUGUGUGUGUGUACGUAUCUAUAAUAUAUACAAAAGUAUCAUAUUAAGAUGAUGUAGAAAAUCAUCAUUCACCAAAA